CUUCAGUCUGAUUUACGGAAAAAGUCAAAGUUGGCAAAAUAUAAAUGAAUGCAUAAAAAGACAACAGUUAGUUGAACAGCUGACAGGACAGACCCACCACGCUGGCAGUCCGCUGUAACGUUACCUGGCAUUGGACCGUUAAUUCAUUCGAACCGCUGGAUUAAACUGCCUAGAAAUCAGCAGAGAACUUGUAGUUUAUUUUACACAAGUUUAUUUGACACAUUUUGCAACAUGUUCAGCUGGGCGAACAACGACGGGAAGAAAAAGGACCCCGAACUGUUUCAGACUGUUUCUGACGGGUUGAAGCGACUCUACCGGACCAAAUUAUUUCCACUAGAAGACACGUACCGCUUUCACGACUUCCACUCUCCGGCUCUGGAAGAUGCUGAUUUCGAUAACAAGCCGAUGGUACUUUUAGUGGGCCAGUACUCCACAGGGAAAACCACUUUUAUUCGUCAUCUCAUGGAGCAGGAUUUCCCCGGGAUGCGCAUAGGCCCCGAACCGACCACCGAUUCAUUCAUAGCGGUGAUGUACGGGGAACAGGAGGGUCUGAUCCCGGGCAAUGCUUUAGUGGUUGACCCCAAGAAACCCUUCAGAAAACUCAACGCCUUUGGAAACGCCUUUCUGAACAGGUUUAUAUGUGCUCAGAUGCCAAAUGCAGUGCUGGACAGCAUCAGCAUCAUAGACACUCCUGGAAUUCUGUCCGGAGAGAAACAGCGGAUUAGCAGAGGUUAUGACUUUGCUGCUGUGCUCGAAUGGUUUGCUGAACGUGUGGACCGCAUCAUUCUUCUCUUUGAUGCACACAAGUUAGAUAUCUCAGACGAGUUCUCUGAGGUGAUCCGAGCUCUGAAAAACCACGAGGACAAGAUGCGGGUGGUGCUCAACAAAGCUGAUCAGAUCGGGACCCAGCAGCUCAUGAGGGUCUAUGGCGCCCUCAUGUGGUCUCUCGGUAAAAUCGUCAACACCCCAGAGGUCAUCCGAGUGUACAUUGGUUCUUUCUGGGCUCAGCCUCUCCUGGUUCCAGAUAACAGGAAACUGUUUGAGGCAGAGGAACAAGACCUUUUCCGUGACAUCCAGGGGCUUCCACGUAAUGCAGCGUUGCGCAAGCUGAACGACCUCAUCAAACGGGCACGUCUUGCCAAAGUUCAAGCCUACAUCAUCAGUGCUUUGAAGAAAGAAAUGCCAAAUGUUUUUGGGAAAGAGAAUAAGAAAAAGGAACUCAUUGCUAACCUGGGUGAAAUCUACACAAAGAUUGAAAAGGAACAUCAGAUCUCCCCUGGUGAUUUCCCUAAACUCAGUAAAAUGCAGGAAGUCCUUGCUGGUCAGGACUUCACUAAGUUUCAGGGAUUGAAGCCCAAGUUGCUGGAAGCAGUAGAGGACAUGCUGGCCAACGACAUUGCCAAACUCAUGACCCUCGUUCGGCAGGAGGAGGCUGCCAUGCCCAGCCAGUCUGUCCAGGGUGGUGCCUUUGAGGGCACCAUGAAUGGACCCUUCGGGCAUGGCUAUGGAGAGGGUGCUAGCGAAGGCAUUGAUGAGCUGGAGUGGAUAGUGGCGAAAGACAAGCCAACUUACGACGAGAUCUUCUACACCCUGUCACCUGUCAACGGGAAGGUCUCUGGUGCCAUGGCCAAGAAAGAGAUGGUCAAAUCCAAACUGCCCAACAACGUUCUAGGAAAAAUCUGGAAGCUCGCUGAUGUGGAUAAGGAUGGGUACCUGGAUGAUGAGGAGUUUGCCCUAGCUAACCACCUCAUCAAGGUUAAACUGGAAGGUCACGAGUUACCUGCUGAUCUUCCUGAUCACCUUGUGCCUCCUUCUAAACGAGGACUGUAAACAAUUUGGGAAAAUAAAUGUUAUCUUUGAGCCAAACUUUGUAGAGGUUAUGGAUAUGGGUGAAAGGGUGGGUCUAGAAAUAUGAAAAUAUAUAAACAGAAUUUAUGAUAUAAUUAUACAGUAUGCAUUAGCUGCGGAAAAGAGCCAAAAUAGCUUUUAACUUAUCUAUCACUACAGUUUGUCAUUCUCACUAAUAUUAUCUUCUUUGUUCUUGAUAGACUGGUAGUUAGGAACCUAAUCAAAACUUUAAAAAUA
This is a messenger RNA of Rhinichthys klamathensis goyatoka, 2085 nucleotides long. RefSeq names its product EH-domain containing 1b (gene ehd1b). Gene Ontology annotation, molecular function: protein binding; calcium ion binding; molecular adaptor activity. Lineage: Eukaryota; Metazoa; Chordata; Actinopteri; Cypriniformes; Leuciscidae. Gene Ontology annotation, cellular component: clathrin-coated pit; intracellular vesicle; presynaptic membrane. Bases 232 to 1830 code for a protein of 532 amino acids. The transcript is spliced from 5 exons. The record is from RefSeq and is a predicted model, not a curated record. Gene Ontology annotation, biological process: clathrin-dependent synaptic vesicle endocytosis; endosomal transport.